UGUUUCUAGCUUACGCACAGGAAACGAAACAUUUCUUGGCGUCUUGUUUGACAACAUGAGCUAGCUAUGUAUUAGCUAGCUACACUAAAGUUAUUAUAUUAAAAUAACAGAAAAGGCACUUGGACGUAUGAGUGGUGAUUUAAAAAAUAAUACACGCUAGCUCAGGAUGCCAGCCCGCAGCAGUGUGACAAGUGGGAUCCCCAACAGUAAAGUGAAGUACUCCAAGCUAGCGGACAGUGAUGACGGCUACAUAGACUUGCAAUUUAAAAGGAGCCCACCCAAAGUUCCAUAUAAGGCUAUUGCGCUGGCUACAGUCCUUUUCCUGAUUGGCUCCUUGCUGAUUGUCAUCGGAGCACUUCUUUUAACAGAAUAUAUUGAAGUCUCGCACCCAGAUCGCACUGUGCCUGUUCUUAUAAUCGGAGUCCUUGUGUUCCUUCCUGGGUUUUAUCACCUGAGGAUCGCCUACUAUGCAUCAAAGGGUUACCGUGGUUACUCCUAUGAUGAUAUCCCCGACUUUGACGAUUGAGCCAAUCGCAGGCCAAGUCGCUAGUGCUCUAGACCACAAUGAACAAGGUCUUGGUUUCCUUUGUCACAUGACAACUGCAUGGAAUACCUUCAGAAUUUUGAGUUGAAAGCUUUACACAAAGCAUCACAACACAUUGUACAAUUAAGAAAAAAUUACAAUUAUGAGAAGAAUAUGCAGUAGCAUUUAGUAUUUCAGGUAGAUGAAGCUAUUUUGUCGCUUGUAACAUCUAGACCCAAAUACAGAAAUCUACUUUGCUUAUAUUGCAUUAUUUUAUCAUUUUGGAUUAUAAACAAAUUAUUGUAGUGUAUUUUGUUCCUGUAUUAUUACUUGGGAGAAUUUAAAAUAUUGAUUUUUACUUUGAUUAAAAAUACACAGCAGAAAACCUUUUUUUUUCUCUGUAGGUAUUUUUCCACCUGUCUCAUGUGUUGUGUGUAAUAAUGGGAUAUAUUUGGGAUGUAAUUGACAGUGGGUUCUCUGUGCAUUGGGCCACCAGGUCUUCUGUGUGGGUCUUCUACCUGAACGAACCAGGUGCCACCUGCUUUCUUGUGUUUUCUUGUGUAUCUUAGUUCCCUAAAGGAGUGUCUUACGUGAUUAGUGACAAGCCACUGAAGUUCAUAAGGAGCACACUUCACCCUUGUAAGUAAAUGGUUCUAGGAUGGAGCUUUGGACACCUUGGCCGAAUGAACAGCAGUCUCCUUUAGCUUUUACAUUCUCACGGUAUAUUGUCAGGUGGCUUCAGUAAGUUGUUAAGCGCAUGGUAGGCUUGUGCAAUUUCGGGUUUUGUUUACAGUCCGUCUCAUGAGUUGCCCUGGUCUCCCACUGUGUUAUUGGGCUGUUGAGUGGAACACUUGUGCUAUUUAUUAACUACUUUAAUGAGACCAAAGAUCUUUGUAUGUUUCAGGAUAGGUGAUUCAGGAUAGUUUUUUCCCCCCCAAGUAAUAUGUAUAUACAUACAUUUGCAUACAUUUUCAAAGGGCAGUAGACUACACAAAUUGUGCAAUUUGUUUUUAUUUUGCUGUAUUGAAGCCCUAACUUAAUAUAUGAAUCAAUUAGGUUUAAUUUAACUUUUUCCUGUGUUUUCUUGUUUUGUAACAUUCCAAAAACAUUGUUUCGAACCCCUUGCUUCCUCUCGUAUGAAGCAAAUGUGGAUAAUUUAAUUGAAAAUAAAAAGUGUGUUUUAUGUUCAGGCUGCCGGUGCCAAUGCAGUACUAAGCUGUCUGUGUAUCAGCGCCUCUGGAAGGCUCACACACACCCUUGGACCCCUGUCUGAUCUGAGACAUUCAACAAUAAAAACAAAUGAACAGA
This is a messenger RNA of Conger conger (European conger), 1831 nucleotides long. RefSeq names its product transmembrane protein 230b (gene tmem230b). Bases 167 to 526 code for a protein of 119 amino acids. The record is from RefSeq and is a predicted model, not a curated record. NCBI's taxonomy places the organism in Eukaryota, Metazoa, Chordata, Actinopteri, Anguilliformes, Congridae. Gene Ontology annotation, biological process: synaptic vesicle transport. The transcript is spliced from 4 exons. Gene Ontology annotation, cellular component: synaptic vesicle; endomembrane system.